Neltuma alba is the source of this 1354-nucleotide messenger RNA. RefSeq names its product NAC domain-containing protein 2. Gene Ontology annotation, biological process: regulation of DNA-templated transcription. Bases 90 to 998 code for a protein of 302 amino acids. Gene Ontology annotation, molecular function: DNA binding. The record is from RefSeq and is a predicted model, not a curated record. The transcript is spliced from 3 exons. NCBI's taxonomy places the organism in Eukaryota, Viridiplantae, Streptophyta, Magnoliopsida, Fabales, Fabaceae.
UGGAAUUUUAGCGAGAAGGAGGGGAAGCAGAGGAACAAGAGAAGAAGAACUGAGGCUUAGCUAGCUUACAGUGAAGAAGAAGAAGAAGAAUGAAUGGUGAAUUGGAGUUACCGCCUGGGUUCAGAUUCCACCCAACGGACGAGGAGCUGGUGAAUCACUAUCUCUGUAGGAAAUGUGCCGCUCAGUCCAUUGCUGUUCCCAUUAUCAAAGAGAUCGAUCUCUACAAGUUUGAUCCAUGGCAACUUCCUGAAAUGGCACUUUACGGCGAGAAGGAAUGGUACUUCUUUUCACCGAGGGACCGAAAAUACCCGAACGGUUCGAGGCCGAACCGGGCGGCUGGGAGUGGGUAUUGGAAAGCAACUGGAGCCGACAAGCCGAUUGGUAAGCCGAAGCCACUGGGAAUUAAAAAGGCACUCGUAUUCUACGCGGGUAAGGCCCCCAGUGGCAUCAAAACGAAUUGGAUCAUGCAUGAAUAUCGCCUCGCUAACGUCGACAGAUCCGCCGGCAAGAAAAAGAACCUAAGGCUUGAUGAUUGGGUGUUAUGCCGAAUUUACAACAAGAAAGGCACGAUUGAGAAAUACAAUGUGAUGGAUCAGAAAGCGGGCAAUUUAUCGGAAUUCCAUGACCAUGAGACCAAACCGGAAAUCAAACCGUACGACCACAGUAAGGUGCAGGCACCGGCGGCAACAACGGCGUUCAUAGGUGACCAAUUCUAUAUGGACACGUCAGACUCGGUGCCGAGGCUGCACACGGACUCGAGCUGCUCGGAGCACGUGGUUUCGCCGGACGUCACGUGCGAGAAGGAGGUACAGAGCGAGGCCAAGUGGAACGAGCUAGGGCUCGGAGAAGAUGAUGGGAUUGAUUUUGAAUUGAAUUACGUGAUUAAUAAUAUGAAUAACCUCUCGGGAGAAGAUCCCUUCGCCUCUUCCGUACAGUACCAAUUGAACCAGCUCUCGCCAUUGCAGGACAUGUUCAUGUUUCUGCAGAAGCCAUUCUGAACAGCACGAGAAGGAUGGGCCCCACUUGAUUCAAUUCAUUCGAGGAAAGAGAAUUAGAUUCGAACGAUAUAAAUAUGCUGAUUGUGUAAAUAUUGUGUAAAAGCUCAUCAGAACGGACUUAUAUGAUUUGAUGAGUUUUCAUUAGUAUUUUACACAGUUAAAUGAUGCUAAAGACCCAGUUGGGUUUAUUUCUUUGUUUAUCGAAGAAAAGCACUAUAUUGUUAAUAUGGAAGGAGUCAGUAGGAAAUUCUUGUUCCACGGGAACUGUGGCAGAAUUUUUUUUUUAACAAGUCUGUAAUUGUAAUUGUAGUAUAUAACUUUAUUCGUCAAUGGAAUGGAAAACACUUGGCUGUAAA